Messenger RNA from Caenorhabditis briggsae, 675 nucleotides. The transcript is spliced from 4 exons. Bases 1 to 675 code for a protein of 224 amino acids. NCBI's taxonomy places the organism in Eukaryota, Metazoa, Nematoda, Chromadorea, Rhabditida, Rhabditidae. The record is from RefSeq and is a predicted model, not a curated record.
AUGUAUCCAGGAGUGUUUUGCCAGCAAGUUUUGCCGCUUCUUGCUGAUAUGGACACAAGACGAACAUGCAGAUUCUAUGAUUAUACGGAAGGAACAACUAUUAUUAUUGAAGAGACUACUGAUAAGGAUGGAGAAGUCGUUGGGUUUAAGGCUGAUCUUCCCGAAAAUUCUUGUCCAGGAUCGCUGGAAUCCAUCUCCUUUACCGGAACUAUAAACUCCAAACACUAUAAAUGGGAUGCAAUUGAAAAUGGGUGGCUUAUGACAAAUGUGUGUCCCGAAGAUUGGAAGCUUCUGGAAAGACCAAAUUCGGUUACUGUAUGUGUUCGUUCGUUUUUCAAGGGAGAACGAAAAACAACUUGGGAAAUGGCAAAAGAAAUCUGUGAACAGUAUUAUUGGAAAUUGACUGGAAUUGAGACGAAGGAAGAGGCGAAGGUUCUAGGAUUCAAUGGAAUCGUAUGGACCGGAGGAUACUGUAACGGGACAUGUGAAGAAUACAAAUUUGUGGAUGGCUAUUCCUUUAACGCAUAUAUCGGAAACCUGCAACCACUUACACAUACUGAGCAAUGCAUAACAUAUAGCAAUGGAGAUACUAUGAACUUUCCAUGUACGGAGGCUAUCGAUGGAGCAUUUGUGGUUUUCAAAUGCAGAAAAUAUUGGAUUGAAACUUUUUUUUGA